This is a messenger RNA of Chinchilla lanigera (long-tailed chinchilla), 912 nucleotides long. It is a transcript of the gene Zg16b, whose product is annotated as zymogen granule protein 16B. NCBI's taxonomy places the organism in Eukaryota, Metazoa, Chordata, Mammalia, Rodentia, Chinchillidae. The record is from RefSeq and is a predicted model, not a curated record. Bases 1 to 774 code for a protein of 257 amino acids. The transcript has 4 exons.
AUGCCUGUUGUUGUCCCCAGCCUUGUUUGUGUAGGCUGCAAGGCCAAGACAGCAAACACAGCACAUCCGGGAGCCUCCCAGGGUGACUACGGGGAUUCCCCCAGGACCAGCCCCCACCAGCAGCUCCUUCCUGACCCCCUAGUGACCACUGGCUCCUUCCUUCUGGAGGGGGGCCCACAGGCCCCAGGAGCAUAUAAGGGGCAGAUAACAGGCGCCCGGGUGCAAGACUCCCAGAGCAGACUCUCCUACCAGAGCCUGGUACAUCAGCCAGAAGUCAUGCUGCUCUUGCUUACCCUUGCCCUGCUGCUGAGCCCUACCUGCUGGGCACAAGUUGGCAAAGCCUUCACCACGCCUGUGUGCAAUGAGGCGGAAAUCAAGGGAAUCCGGGUGGCAGUGAACCUUGUUGGCAACAUUAUAAGCCUCCAGGUAAAACUGGGAGACCACUGGGAUGUUGUCCAUGGCCAUCGAGGAGGGACUGUCACGGAAUUCCUCCUGGACAAAGACGAGUACAUCACUGAGGUCCACGGCUCCCAGAAGGUCAACCUCCGGUACCUGCUCCUAUGCACCAGCCACGACCGCUGUGCCGCGUUCGGGAAGAAUGACGGCCGGCAGUUCUUUGCCUUCCCCCCAGUGACAGGCCAGGUGCUCAAGAGCAUCAGUGGCUUGGUUGGACCCAUCGCCUUGAAGAACCUUAACUGGAGAUGGGGUGAUGCACAAGCUCAACCAACCACUGCACCAGCCAACGGAGCCACUGGCACUCCAUCACCAGCAUAGGAUCUGGCCGAGGCCUCACGCUGGGCCACAGACACACCUGCUAAGGCUGCCUGGGUAUGGAAGGAUGUCCUGACAGUACUGGGGUAGCCAAGUGGGAAUUCUGAAUCCACUAAUAAUUAAAGCUUCUGCAGGAACAGU